This is a messenger RNA of Chaetomium fimeti, 951 nucleotides long. RefSeq lists its product as uncharacterized. Lineage: Eukaryota; Fungi; Ascomycota; Sordariomycetes; Sordariales; Chaetomiaceae. The record is from RefSeq and is a predicted model, not a curated record. The transcript is spliced from 2 exons. Bases 1 to 951 code for a protein of 316 amino acids.
AUGGGCACUGGACGGGGUAACGGCCGGUCCGUGAAAAUGGAUCAAGACGUCGCGGUGUCGCGAAAACAUCAACAUCACCAGGCCGCCGUCACCCCUUCGCGGAGUAAACCCCUGGGCAACUCAAAUCCUGACCGGAAGAAGAACAAGCUACGCGUUCGACCAAUGAUGCCCAAGGCGGGCAUGAUCUACUUCCUCGACCGUUACCUACUAAUGCGAGAGCGACGCGACCGGGCACUGGGAGUGGCGAUGCGAAAGGCUUUCCACUAUGUCUCGAAGCCGCUGCUCAACGAGCGCUUGGCUGGCAUGUUUGAAGCCGCGAUCGAAUUCCUCCGACGGCACAACUCUGUCCAGCCCUGGGCCCAGCACAUCUCAAAGAGCCUCUUCACAAGCUUGUUCAUGAUUCUCCGCUCCACGCGCUUGAACUGGCAUCACGCGCCGAGAAAGCCACUCGAUAUCUCGCAGCAUUCUCUCCUGGCCAAGGCCAUCGACGGUUUCAACGCGGUCGAUACGUUGUCGUGGAGCACGGAUGCCCCUUUCUUGAGGUGGAUGAUCCGCGGCGGGCCCGGGUUACACGUCGAGAAUACCGCCAGGGCGGCGGAUAAGUCGAUGGGUGUCGAGAGCAGCGGCGGGAAAGGAACCGGAAUGGACGGGGACAUCAGUAACAACAAAGGCACUUCCGACCACGGUCGACCUGCGAAACUGACGAGCCCCCUGCCUGUCGGGGAGGAGAUGGAAGGGAUCAUCACGCACGCGGAUACUGCUUUCCAGUUGACUUACGAACAAGUCAUCGAAAGCAUGCGGGUCGUCAGUAUCGAGGUCGAUGUGCCCUCUCUGUUGGAGGCGUUUGCUAGGCACAACUUGAACGGCGAUGACGGGGAUCAAGCCACGGGGGCGCCUAAUGGGGAACGCCAUUAUUCAUUUGAUGAUUUGGACGUGGACAUGGUGCUCUAA